Messenger RNA from Aureobasidium vineae, 1110 nucleotides. Lineage: Eukaryota; Fungi; Ascomycota; Dothideomycetes; Dothideales; Saccotheciaceae. The record is from the annotation of a GenBank genome assembly.
AAACUCAUUCUUCUGGAGACGACAAUGGCCAACACCACUUUGCGACCGCGAGGUGACUUGACCUCAGAAAUCACGCCCAUAGUAAUGGGCGGCGCAGCAUGGUCACACCAACUCAACGCCGACGCCUAUACCCGGCCCGUCAUCCCAGUAAUUUUGUCUGCCUUCUCUGCCGGCAUCCGCACAAUCGACACGUCACCCUACUACGAGCCUUCUGAAAAGAUCCUCGGCAAAGCUCUAUCCUCACCAGAGAUUUCUGACAUCUACAAACGCGAAGACUACUUUUUGAUGACCAAGGUUGGCCGUAUUGCCAGUGAGGAGUUUAACUAUAACCCACAGUGGGUGAGGGAGAGCGUAAACAGGAGCUUGGAGAGAUUUCAGACUGGAUAUCUGGAUGUGGUGUUUUGCCAUGAUGUGGAGUUUGUUUCUGACGAUGCUGUUGUUGCUGCAGUGGCUACACUUUGGGAGUUUGUGGACCAAGGCAAAGUCAGGUAUGUAGGUGUUUCUGGAUACCCGAUUGAAAAGUUGGUCAGGGUGGCUAGAUUGUGUAAGGAAAAGUUGGGACGACCAUUGGAUAUUGUACAGAAUUGGGGGCAAUUGACGCUGCAGAAUACGAAAUUGAGGUCGCUGGGGUUGGAGGCUUUGGCGCAGGCUGGAGUUGCUAUGGUGUGCAGUAGCUCGCCGCUGAACAUUGGGUUGCUGAGAGCACAGGACUGGCACCCUGCACCCCCAGGUCUGCGCCUCGCAGCCGCAAACGCAGCAACCUACGCCGCCUCCCAUGGCACCGACCUCGCUAGCCUCUCUCUCCGCUUCGCCUGCCGCGAAACCGCUCGCAAGCAACCUCAUCUCCCUGCCAUGGCACUAAUCAUGGGACCCGGCAGUGUCUCCGAAGUCGAAUCUUGCGCUGCUGCAGCCAACAGUGUCAAAGACACCUCUGCACCAACAAAGUCUGGAGAUUUACGUGAUGGGAUUGUAGUUGAUGAGGAGGCAGAGAAGAGAGAUGCCGAGUUGGUGGAUGGUGUGAGGGGGAUUUUGNGGGAGUGGAUUGAUUAUUCGUUUGUUAGUCCGCCUGAGGGGUGGGAUGUUGAGGCUGGGAGGAUGUGUGGGGUGUAG